AUGCUUUCAUCUAGGAUGAUGCUAAUUUUUAGAACUAGAUCUGUGAUUAAUGUUCAAAGAAAAUAUAGCCUGAGAGCUUCAUCAAGGGUAUUUGAACAAAAUGAUAACAGUACUUCAAAAGGUCUGAGUGCAAGAGAAGCAAGAUUGCAACCUGAAACGUUAAGAGGAAGAACCUACAGGCCGAUGCUUACAUUAAACUCGGAAGUUGCUAAAGCCAUUAACAAUAAUAUAACCGCCUUGCAUCUCCCUAACAAUUUGAGAAGAGUGGCAAAAAACCAGUACUUAUCAUUACAGGAGAAAAAACUUCACCAAGUACCCAAGACUGAAUUAGAGAUAGACUCACACAUUGCGUCAUUCUUUUUACAUGAUUAUGGUUCAAUAUAUCAGGUACUGAUGGAUUUAAAAAACAUUCACAAGGAAAAUUUUAAACCAAAGAACGUUCUAGACGUUAGUAUGGGUCCGGCGACAGGUAUUGUAGCGUUUAACGAUGUUAUGGGGCCCGAUUAUAGGUGCAAUAAGGACUCUGUGAUCGAAGCUGGCCCUGAAAUGCAAAAACGAGCUAAGAUCAUUUUAAGUAGGCAAUACAAUGAAAUACCAGAUGAUGUAUUAGAAGAACAACUAAAACAAACAUCUAAUACAGAGACAAAAAUAGAAUCAGAUGAGUCGGCAGAUAAUAUAACGGAAGGUGAAGAUCUUGUGGGUGAAGUUAUGACUAAGAAGAUCAAAAUACAAACAAAAUUGAAGAACUUUAUACCUAUGGGGAAACAAUAUGAUCUGAUUAUAAUAUCUCAUCAACUUUUACAACAUGAAGGGAAAUUCCCUAUUGAGGUAGACCACAAUAUAGAGAAGUAUCUCAAAUUAUUAGCUCCAGGUGGCCAUAUAGUAGUCAUCGAACGUGGUACACCUCUAGGAUUCGAAACUGUUGCCAGAGCUCGACAAAUUAUGAUUCGUCCUGAAAGAUACCCCGAUGAAUAUGGGAAAAUACCAAGACCUUGGAUUGCCGGUAACUCCAUUAAAGAACCUACUCCAAUAGAAGAACAGUCGGAUGAAAUGCAUAGCAAUCAAAAGAAGCAAGAUGAUUGCGAUUAUCAUUUGACAAUAUUAGCUCCAUGUCCACAUCAUAGAGUAUGUCCCUUACAAACCAAUAAUCCAAAUUUUUUCGAAUUAAAAGAAGGUAAGAAAUUAAAAUUCUGUUCUUUUGAAAAAGCUAUAAAGAGACCAAAAUUUAGUUUAGAAUUGAAGAAAGGUAAAUUGUUAGCUAAUAAAUGGGACGAAGGAGAUCCAGAAUUAGUAAAUAAAAGACAAAAUAUGAAAUUAGCUGGAUCUGGUAGAAGAAACGGUAAUGAUUAUGAAUUGGUUCAUUAUUCAUAUCUGGUUGCCAAAAGAUCAUUUAACGACAAAGAGACAAUAUGUAAGAUAAAUGAAAUGAGAAAUAAAGAUCGAACAGAAGAAAACAAGAAAUACCAAGUUGGAUGUCUAGGUGAUAAUACACCAAAUACUUGGCCUAGAAUCAUUAACCAUCCAGCAAAGAAGAAGGGUCAUAUUAUCCUUGAUGUCUGUGGGACUUCUGGUAAGAUUGAAAAAUGGAUCAUCCCAAAAUCAUUUUCAAAGGAAAUAUAUCAUGAUGCGAAAAAGGCUUAUAAAGGUGAUCUUUGGGGUCUUGAUGCAAAAACAAAAUUACCAAGUUUAGCCAAGAUCAACAUCGAUCUGUUUAAAAAAUUGGAAAAGAAAAGAAUUAAGAAAUUAAAACAAGAAAGGAAAGAAAAGGAGAGGGAGAUGUCUGAAAAAUUUAAUGAGUUGACAGACCAAGAAAAUAUGGAGGCAAUGACACAGGAGGGCAUUAAAGAAAUUUCCGAAGUAUACGCUCACUAUUAUAAAUCUAAAAUUAAGAUACCAAAAGAUCAAUUAUGA
Maudiozyma saulgeensis is the source of this 1911-nucleotide messenger RNA. The record is from the annotation of a GenBank genome assembly. NCBI's taxonomy places the organism in Eukaryota, Fungi, Ascomycota, Saccharomycetes, Saccharomycetales, Saccharomycetaceae.